Messenger RNA from Diutina rugosa, 4122 nucleotides. RefSeq lists its product as uncharacterized. Lineage: Eukaryota; Fungi; Ascomycota; Pichiomycetes; Serinales; Debaryomycetaceae. The record is from RefSeq and is a predicted model, not a curated record. The transcript has a single exon. Bases 1 to 4122 code for a protein of 1373 amino acids.
AUGCCUCCACGGAGCCCCCGGCUGGCGCUGCCGGAGCGCCCCGAGCGCCGAGCACGCUCCCCCAUCAAGGCCACCGGCACCGCCUCUAGUGGCCCCGGCCUGGCCUCGCUGGCGGCGCUGGUGUCGCUGGACGGGUCGCGGGCGCUGCUGGCGCGAUGGCAGGAGUGGUCGCUGCUGCCGAUGGCGCUGAAGCUCCACAUCCUCCCGUCGUCGCUGCGCCCGCAUACGAUCCCCAUCCCCUUCCAGAUUAUGAUGCCGCCGAAGUUGUCGCCGCUGCCCCAGGUGCUGCCGCAGCAGCUGCCGGAAAUGGCGCUGCUGGACGUGCUGAUGGCGCUGAUGGGGCUGCUGCUGCUGCUGAUGCUGAACCCGGGCCGCUUAGUGUACACGGGGCUUGGCUACGAGCGCGUCGACGACGACCUCGACGGCGACCCGUUUUUCCUCCCGCCCGCAGCUAAUAAGGGCGGUAAACGAGUGCCUGACCAGUUGCUGAUCAUUGAAGAAUCGUCAGAAACGCUGUCGCGGGCGCUGAGCGUGCGCCGGCGCCUAGCGCUGGUGCGCCGCCCGUCGCGUGAUUUGGCGAAGGAAAUGCCCCUGCAAAUUCUCGAAGACGACGAUGAAGGUGAUGAAGGCGACGAUAGCGUCAUCAUUAAUAAGAAUAAGCGCCUUCCCGAGCUUCCCAGGCCAUCUCAGAGUGCGCCAACCCCGACAAAGGCGCCAGUCACUAUGGCGCCGAGCGCGAUUGGCGCCGAUACCAGCGCCGCUAGUUUAACCACUCCCGUGGCUACCCCCCCUCGCCAGGCUAAAUCCACUAAAUCGCCGCUGUUUUUCAGUCUGUGGCAGCUGAAAUUCGCCUGGAAUCAGCCGUGGGACGCCCCGCAAUCGACCCCUACUUCAUCGCCGCCGCAAACAAAGACUCGCCCUAAACUGAUGGCAAUCGACACCAAAUGGGAUGCGCUGCCUUUACUGGUAAAGACGAAACGGUAUUCGAUGCCUCCAGUGGCUACUGCGGCGCCUACCACUCCCACAAAGCCACGACCGGUACGUACAGGGAUUAAAGUGAUGGCGCCAAUGGCGGCGCCCACGGCGAAAAAGCCUCCCGUGUUAGCUCGUUCAGGGUCACAAACGCUGCGGCUGACGGUGCUGACCCCCAGUCAAGCUCCGACAACGUUUACUUUGACUACUUCUCCUGGUAAAGGCCUCCGCAGUCCCCCAGCGACUCAAGAGCGUUGCAUUGCCAUUGAGCGGCCCCUGGCACCAGCACCAGCACCUCCCGUCACUGAUCGUGUUGCUUCGGAUAAUCUGACGUCGCUGACGAGUCUGUGGGACCUGCUCCAGCAGCUGGUGGACAUCUCGUUAGCUGAUAAGCCGUCACGCCAACCGCGCCACAGUUCCGCCGAAUGGGUCACCGAAGAGGACGAAGGAGAAGAGGAGGAGGAAGAGGAUGAGGAAGAAGAGGAAACAGCCACUUUUGGAGCGGCCAGCCCGCGCCAGGGAGGGAGAAACUUCAGUAAUUUCGGGCUGAGUGCUUUGGUCCAGAUGGCGCCCCAGGCGUUCCUCAGACUGCCGCUGCACGAUAACCUGCACUACUUUGAGGACCUGGUCAUUGGAGCGUAUAUGGACGUUCUGGGAGUGAACACCACCGUUAAUCAGACUCUUGACGCGAUUGAGGAUAACUCCGACAGUGUCGACAACGUUUCCGACGAGGGCGAAGAAGCGACCCAAGAACUGUUUAAUGACAGCGGCAAUGACGGUAUGGGUAAGCGUUUUUCGUUCCCUAACGAUGCCACUAAUAUCACCAACGAAGCCGAGUUUAAGCAGCAUCCAGUGCACCAGCAACAACAACCCAGAGGCUACACCACUCCCCUGGGCCAGAUCGAGAUCCCCGACUUGAACCAGGUGGCUGCCAGCGCCUACUCAUCGCUGGCACCCCGGUCGCUGUUGGUUUUAUUUGAUGACGUCGCCCUGAGGGCGCUGACGGCGCUGACCGAACAGACGGCCCUUGAGCCCUUAGGCGAACCGACACAGGCAGCGCAAAAGGUGAUAAAUGACCAUUUUGAGGCGAUGCACAGCGACAGUGACUCCAAUACCGAGAUCUCGCUGACGACAUUCUCGAUGUUUAACCGGUCUAAAUUGGCCCCGCCUAAAGACGUCGAGGACCAAAAGGAAGGGAAAGCACGUGCGCCGAGUCCCCUGCGCCACCAGCGCCACCGCAGCCACCACCAGAUCGAUGUAGCCGACUUAGUCGCUCCUCAAACAGCGCAUUCGGCCCGCCGCCGGCGCCAGCUGUUUACUGUGGUUGACGCUCGUGAGCCCACCACUCCCACCACGCCAAAUCACCACCACAGCCGCAAAUCCACCCGCAAACUGGUGAAGAUCCUCUCGCCGCCGCCUCCCAGUGAUACCCUGGCGGCGCUGGCGGUGCUGGCCACCCCUGAGGAGAUGCUGAUUGUGGUGCUGCCGCCGCCAGCCCCUGUGGAGUAUGCCGUCGAUUUCGUUGAACUGAGCGCUAACGAUGACUCCCUAACUGCUGGCUAUUGCGCUAACGCCCAGCUGGAGGCGAAACACCUGAUUUACGCCCGGCGCUACCCUCACCAGCGGCGCCGUGAAUUGACGGAACUGCUGCCGACGCCGGCACUGCCGGGACUGCCAAUCACUCCCCCUGACCAAGUGGUGCCGGCACCGUUGCUGGCGCUGCUGAUGCUGAUGCUGCUGUACCACCACCUGGGGCUGGAGCUGGCGCACACUCGGCUGACGGCGCCGCUGGAGGUGAUGGUCGACGGCUACCACAUCACUGCCUAUAAACUGCCGUCGCCUCCCGUCACUACCGGCGCCGGAACUGUCGCAAACGACGGCAUCAACACCGACGAUAUCCUCAUCUCCGUCCACGAAGACAUCGGCGGCCAGCCAACGGAGGUGGUGCUUGUGGCUGACGACGACGACGAUAGCGACGAGUUGUUGCUGAUUUAUCUGAAGUACCGCCGCAACUACUUGUUCCGCAACUCCCUGACCGCAAGCAGAGCUAGUGGCGUGUCCACAGCAACUUCAGCCACUCACAACCAAGUAAAGGAAGUGGGGAAGCUUGGCGUACCCUCGCUGGCGUUUGUUGAAGGUUUGAAAGUGGUUAGUGCUGCUCCAAUGGAGACGAUAGCUGAGAAGGUGAGCCGCCGUGUACACCAGCAACGGGCUCCCGUAGGAGUGGACGGCUCGCCUCCCUUGACGGGGAUUGCCGCCACUUCCCACCAGUGGAGCCCCCGAGCCAAAGCGUGGCGGGUUGGCCGCAACCACUCUCAGGAAACGUCCUCUACUAAUUCUCGUUCCACUUCACGCGAACUCCACCAACGGUCACCAAACACUGAGAGAGUCUCACCAGUGACUAAAUGCACUCUGCCGCCGCCAAUGGUUAAAGCUGUUCUGCCACCGAUUGAAGGAUCCUCAUCAGCUACCAAGAGAGCGAUGCCUCCUUUCAAAGGACACCUGCCGUCACCAGUGACUAGAGGCACUCUGCCGUCACCGGUUGCUAACCACACCCAUUCCAGAUCACUGAUGUCUCCGCCGCCGACGCUAGCGCCAGCGCUGCCGCUGAGGAUUCCCAAGCUGCCGAGAAUGGCCAAUAUCCGUGGAGUAGUGACACCCCCGCCCAAGGCAGCGCACUUCCGCCACCUGUGGGCACCUCAGUCGCUGAAGAAACAGCUUAAGAUUCCCCCGACAAUGGGAUCGGGCUCUCCAAUUGAUCGGACCCAGGCGAAGUCGCCGUCGCCUUCUCAAUCGAGCGUUGGCGCCAGCGGGUCGCCAACUCCAACCAAGCCUCAAAUGCAACCAGAGACGAGACGUCCCCGCCCUAAGCUGGUUGGGGACCCUUUAUUUGCGCCUAAGGAGGCCCUGAAAGAGUCACCGAGCGAUCGCCGGCAGGCCCGGCGCCUGAUGUAUGACGUGGGCAAGCUGUACGCGUCUUCUCGAGGCGCUAAUGGCGACGCUGGCGACGCUAGCAAUACCAGUGUCUCUGAGACUACAGAGCGCGGCCACACUAGGGGUAAGAGCCUCGGCAGCCAGUACUACGACUACACCACCGGCAGCUACGACUUUAACUCGUUCAUGCAGCUGCGAACAACCCCGGCGUUUUGA